AUGCCCCCAGCCCCAUACAAUUCUCCCUACCUUGGCAUCCCAGUACCCUCCCAAGAGUCCCUGAAAACCUCUGGAGCCCCUGGCCACCAGAAGUUCCAUCUCAUCACCAAGGAAGGCCCUGGUCAAGGAUGUCCCAGAAAGGAGCAUGAAAGCCCCAGCCAGGCCCACCUGUGCUGGGAGCUGAAGGACUCACAGAAACCCUCAGUACCCAGCCAUGGGCCAAAGAUGCCAUCAGGCAAAAAGGUGAAGCCUCCACCCUGUCCCCUGUCCAGGUCGUGGAAGCAGGACCAUGCGCAGACUCUGGCGGCGGCCUAUGUGCCGGUGGUGGUGGACCCCAGGGGGCAGAACCCGGACAAGUUCAGGCUCAAUUUCUACACCUCCCAGUACUCCAACACCCUGAACCCCUUCUACACCUUGCAGAAGCCUACCUGCGGCUACCUGUACCGCCGGGACACCGACCACACCCGCAAGCGCUUCGACGUGCCUCCUGCCAACCUGGUCUCGUGGUGCCCGUAGGCCUGUGCCAGUCAGAAGCCCCCUACCCUGAACCCUCACCCCCAUGAUCCCGGGUCCCAGAGGGGAAGGGCUGCUCCCUCCUGGAGGAGCAGAAAGUGCCUGGGCUAGGACGGCUGUGCCCUGCCCACUGUCAACAGUGGCAAAGGGAGGUCUCACUUCUCAGCAGCAAUUAAAGUUUGUCCUUCCUUUCCCUGGCAUCUGAAUGGGUGGCCGUGGGUGGGUAGACUGAGGCCACAGGGGUGUUGUAAGCAACGUUAUGUCCAGAGGUGCCUGAAGACUUGGAAAGACUUGAUUCUCAUCACCUCACCCCAAGAGUAACCCCAACUCCCCUCCAGAGCCUGAGUCCCAAGCAAAGUCCAUACUGGCCAUGCCCUCCCAGUGGCCCAGGCUUGGCAAGCCUUCCAACAACAAGAAAGAGAUACAUCAACUGACCGUGACCUGGGGUUGGAACAGCCACUGGAGAAUGGGGAAGUCCUGUAGGGAGCGAACCCGGUCUCCAGGGGGCCUCCUCUCUAGCCCUAGUUUUACAUAAAACCGCCUCUUCUGACUUGUAGUUUGUUGGCGAGGGAUGGAUUUCCCAUCUCAAGUCUUACCUCUGGUCCAGCAGAACUGACGCUGAGGUUAGUUAGGCUCAUGGGCCCUGGUUCAUGGAGAAGGGGGAUGAAGGCAGAGGGCACUUGACUCAUGGCCUGACUGAGUUCUGGUCACUGC
Molecule: messenger RNA, 1227 nt
Organism: Balaenoptera acutorostrata (minke whale)
Lineage: Eukaryota; Metazoa; Chordata; Mammalia; Artiodactyla; Balaenopteridae
Gene: CIMIP3
Product: ciliary microtubule inner protein 3
Exons: 3
Coding region: 1-516 (171 amino acids)
Source: RefSeq, a predicted model, not a curated record